Messenger RNA from Tilletiopsis washingtonensis, 2861 nucleotides. RefSeq lists its product as hypothetical. The coding region runs from base 58 to 2850 and encodes 930 amino acids. The record is from RefSeq and is a predicted model, not a curated record. The transcript has 2 exons. Lineage: Eukaryota; Fungi; Basidiomycota; Exobasidiomycetes; Entylomatales.
CUUCGCGAGCCCACCUUCGCUCCACACCUUCCGCCCCGCACGCCUGCAUCGCACGCCAUGCCCUCGGUCGCCGCAGCCGCCUCGUCCUUGGCUUCGGCGGGCGCGGCUGCACUCGGCACCGCGGCGCCGCCGCACGCCUCCUCCUCCUCCUCCGCCGCGGCCUCGUCGUCUGCGCACCGCCUCGCAGCGCACCACCCCUUCCGCCUGCACGUGCAGGAUGUGACGCCCGUGUCCAUCUCGCUGCUCUGGUCGCUACGCCCGCCGCCCAUCUCGGCGCUGCACGGCGCGUACCCGCCCGUGCCGCGCCCGUCGUUCGCUGCGCCGGCCUCGCUGCCGGCCGGCAUGCGUCGCCGCGCCCAUGCUCGUGCCGCUGCACGCUCGUCGCAGCCGCAGACGCAGCCCAACCGCCACGACGACUGGGACGAAGACGGCGCUACUGCCGUCGAAGAGGGCUCAGACAGUGCCGAAGCUGAGGCCGAAGCAUUCGACGAGGCAUCGCUCGAGGGCCACGCUUCUCGCACAGCUCCGCCGCACGCUGGCGGAGACAGCGACUCGGAGACGUCCGACACGGCCGGCGGCCCCGAGGAGGGCUCCGCCGCACAUCCCGGACACGGCGCACGUCUCAGCAAGAUCUUCGAGAGCGGUGUCAGUGUCACCGUCAACGGCCUGCCGUGGCCGCAGGUGGUGAUGGGCGACCGCGGCAGCGACGAGGCGGUCAUUGUCGUCUACGGCCUGAUGCCGAAUCAGCACUACGAGAUGGAGCUGAGUGUCGGCGGCCGCGAUGCAAAGGUGUCUGUGGGACAGGUUGUCGAUGGCGAGCGAGCUAUCGCAGACAUCUCUGCCUCCGCCUCGCUGCAUGAGCUGACAGGCUCGAGCGACUCGGCACUCGUGUCCGAGGCACACGUCGUGCCUGUCACUCCUCUGUCUGCCUCGACGUCAUCGCCGCAGCGGCUGAAGCUCAUCGUGCCCAAUGGCGCAGCAGACGUUGCACCUCAGGCCCACGAGGCCGCACAUGCAGCGCUGCUCUCCGACAUUGAGACGUCGUCAGCUGAGCGCGAGGCGCUGGCAUCGGAGCUGCGCAAGGCACGCAAAGAUGCACAGCGCGCAGAAGGCGCCAUGCGCGCCGAGAUCGAGGCGAUCAAGCGUGGCAUGGAGCGAAUGGCUGGCCCCGACCAUCGCAGCAAGCAGAAGGUCUUGGCUCUGCAGGAGAGCAUUCGGCAAGCUACGGUGCAGGCUCGCGAGCUCGACGAGGAGGCAGUCGCGGCCGAGGGCGAGAGGCCGGACUGGGAGGAGAAGGAGCGAGUGCGCGACGCGGAGCUCGCCGAGGUGCGCUCCACUGUCGAGGCCAGUGAGGAGCGGGAUCGCCAGGAGAUCAGCAAGAUCGAGGAAGAGGUGGGCGAGCGCGAGCGCGAGCUGGCGCUUGCUGCACGCGCCGUCGAGCAGAAGGAGACGGAGCGCAACAGGCUGGACAACGAGCGGCGUGUCGAGCUCGAAGCGGAGAUCGCUCGGCUGCGCAACGAGAUGGACCGAGUCCUCAAUGCGCCGCCGCCGCCGCCAGGCGGAUCGUACCACCCUUCGCACAUGCGUCCAGUGCCAACAGCGGCAAGCUUCGUGCCUACGCAGGCGCUACCGCGCGCUCGAAGCGGCGCAGCUGGCGGCGCACGCGGCGCAGGCUCGAGCCGCGGCCCGCCUGGCCGCUCGACGAGUGGGCCGAAUGUGUUCGCGCAGCAGCGUCGCGGCGGCCGGCCGGGCGGCGCAUCGCCUCUGCUCGCCGACAACUCGGGCGGCUUCGCAGGUUUCGGCCCGUCUCCAGUUCUUCAGAGCGCAGGAGCGCCGGGCGGAUCGCCUGGCCUGUCGCCUGAUGCCUUCCCGCCACCAGGACACGGCGCCUUUCCGCACUCGCCUCAUAGCUUCGCUCCAUCACCAGGCAACAUGGCGCUGGACCCCAACAAGCCAGAGUUUGUGCCUUCGCUCGGCGGCAGCACGGCUUCGCCUGUCGUCUCAAAAGCACGCGUCUCUCCAGCGCCUCUUUCGGCCAGCAGUCCAUCAAGCAGCGCGUUCCGAGCGGCGCAGGUCAACGCUGGCUACGCUGCUCCGGCGUCACCGACCACUGCGAGCCGCUUCGCUCCCCGAGGCGCCAUCGGUGACGGCGCACCGCACCCGACGCUCUCGCUCCUGACACACUCGGUGCAUGGCGCCGCGGCCCCUGCUGGCAUCUCGCCGAGCACGAUGAAUCGAUCUCCAGUGAUCAAGCAGGGGCCGUCGCCGGGCUCUGCUCCGCCAGGGCUUCCCUUUGCGCCCGGUGUCAACUUUGACGUGAACUCGUCACGCCGAGGCUCCUUCGGCCCGAUCGACUUGGACAACUUCGACUCCUUCGGUCCGGGCGCGCCGGGCUCGGGGCAGGCAUUCGGCUGGACUGCCACCGGCCCGCCCUCGGGCAACUCCUCGCCCUGGGCCGCGACGGUGGGCCUGCCGCUCGAGCGCGGCGCCGAGAUCUGGGGCGGCGCAAAUCCGAGCGCAGCAGGCACCUCGUCUCCGCUGCGUACGCGAGCGUCCAUCCCGCUGGGCAUGGACCUGGCCGCAGCGGCGCGCAAGGCGCGCGACGGCACCACGAGCCCCAUCGGCUCGGCGCCCGUCAGUCCCACGAGUCCGAACGCACUGCCUGCGGUGGGCACGGGCACAUCGAGUCCGCGAGCCAUGGGCAGCUUCUCGCGCGGCACGCCGCCAGCGCUGCAGGUCCACUCGGCACCGGGCAGCGAGCAAGGCGGAGCGCACAGCGCCUCGCCCGCACCGCUCACGUUCGCAAGUGUGGCCGCCGCCGAGGCUGGCCGUCGCGAGGCGUCCGCUUAAUGUAUUUUUAU